Messenger RNA from Cornus florida, 1792 nucleotides. RefSeq lists its product as uncharacterized. Bases 207 to 923 code for a protein of 238 amino acids. Lineage: Eukaryota; Viridiplantae; Streptophyta; Magnoliopsida; Cornales; Cornaceae. The transcript has 2 exons. The record is from RefSeq and is a predicted model, not a curated record.
ACAUAAAAUAAAAAAGGCUUCGUACUUGCUACGAGUUUGGAUUGUUCAUCAUAAAAUUCUCAAUUCUUCAAAAACAUGGUUGAAUCUUAACAUGCGCAUCCCGGUGCUAAAAUGCCCCUAUCUCUUCCUCCCCCGAAAGACACAUAACACCUGAACAACACCCCAGCACCUCAUUUUCCCUCAAAAAAAAAAAAACACCCACUAACAUGCGCCAUCACCUCCUCCCCUCCAUCAUCAUGGCCCCUUCUUCACCCUCUCUCUACAAACCCAACAACCACAAGAAACCCUCCCCUUCAAACCCUAACCCUAGCACCACCCACUGUUCCUCCUCCUCCUCCUCCUCCUCCCUCCUAUGCAAACACUCCCCUUCGGCCACCCUUGACAUUCUCAUCCUCAUACUCGUCCUCAUCUCUGGAACCUUCCUCAUCACCUCCUACUUCUCCUACAUCUUCCAGUCUCUCUCUCUCAUCCUCCCUUCUCUCGAAUUUUCUCACUCUAUAACCCUCCCCGACUCCCCGACCUUCUACCUUUUAGGGUUUGUGUGCUUCUUCCUUGUCUCGGUCCUCGCCGUCCAGAUCUGCUGCGGCUUCAGAUCUAGAAAGUGUGAGAAUCCGCGGUGUAAGGGAUUGAAGAAGGCGAUGGAGUUUGAUUUGCAGCUGCAGACGGAGGAGUGCUUGAGAUCACCCACCGCAGCCGUGAAGGAGAUCGAUGAGCUGCCGUGGAAGGGAGGGACUGAGGGGAACCCCGAUUACGAGUGCCUCAGGGCGGAGUUGAGAAAGAUGGCGCCGCCCAAUGGCAGGGCGGUGCUGCUGUUUAGGUCAAAGUGUGGAUGCCCUGUAGCCAAGCUCGAAGGCUGGGGGGCAAAACGAGGGCGUCGGCACAAAAAGAGUCUGGCUCUUAAUGGAGGUGGAGAUCAUCGCUGAUUCUUGACGACGCUUCCAUCGUUGGGUUCGCAUAUUUUUUAAGUUUAUCUUUUUACCAUCUUGUUUACCUUCCAGAUGUUGGAUGUUCUUUCUAAAGAACUUACUUUUGAUUCGAACAAUUCUUUUUAAUCCUAAAAGCCAGCAUUAGUCAGACUUUUCUACAAGAACCAUCCAUAUUCCACAUUACUGUGGAUGCUUAUCUGUCUCCCCAUUCUGGAAGAACAUACGAAACAAAAUGCAAAUAAAUAUAUGAAUCAGCAAUUUGAUAUGUCAUAAUUUUAGCUUUGGUAUUUGGAUACUUUAUUCACUUAAACUGAAGGGGUGGCGCUUGUUUUCGAACUGUUAGUGGUGCUGUGAGUACUGCUACUGCUACUUUACCAGUGUCUUACCCUUGGAUCGGGCAAAAGAUUUGAAUGAUGGUUGACAAUUUAUAUUCUGGUUUAAAGGGGAUUUGCUGUGCUUUCUUUAAAGGUAGAAAAUCUAUGCAAUUUAGGCUUCUAAAAGUUGCAAAAAAUGCUGACUGAACUUGGCUUGAGACAGCAUAUGGAAUUGCUUCAGAAUUUCUGAGUUUUCUGCGCGAGGAACGAACAACGGAGUUGAAAGCGUUGGAACGAUUAAUUGUUGUUAGGCUAAACUGUUUAGCUGCGUGAAUAUUAUUAUGAUUCUUUAUCACAUUUGAAUUAUUUUAUGAUUGUGGUUCUUUGUACCCUCCGAACAAGGCUUGGGACAACAUUUGGAGGUUUGGAAAUUUUCUUAGGUUUCUGCACAUGAUUGCAACAAUUAGUUGGUGUUACUGUGUUAGGCUGUUUGGCCACAUGAAUAUUCUUAUGUUUCACCGCCAUCUUAAAAUUAUUUUUUGGGGACUGUAA